This is a messenger RNA of Leptidea sinapis, 1888 nucleotides long. It is a transcript of the gene mldr, whose product is annotated as mitochondrial ribonuclease P catalytic subunit. NCBI's taxonomy places the organism in Eukaryota, Metazoa, Arthropoda, Insecta, Lepidoptera, Pieridae. The record is from RefSeq and is a predicted model, not a curated record. Gene Ontology annotation, biological process: mitochondrial tRNA 5'-end processing; tRNA 5'-leader removal. Bases 333 to 1883 code for a protein of 516 amino acids. Gene Ontology annotation, molecular function: ribonuclease P activity; protein binding. Gene Ontology annotation, cellular component: mitochondrial ribonuclease P complex; mitochondrion. The transcript is spliced from 5 exons.
CGAUUCAAUGGAUCAGUUCGAUACAGCAUAUCGAUUUAAAAAAAUCUAUCUUUUAGACCUAAAAAUCGAAUCUCCUCUCUCUAUUCAUACAAUGGAUAAAAAAAAAGUUUAAAGUACAGAUUUCAGAUUUACCAUUACCACAUUUUACUCUUACAUGGGUUAUGGGUAAGAGACAAGAGUACACUUGAAAAUUUAAAAAUAUUCACAACGGUCAUGGACUAAUUACGAUACUAUAGUUUUUGUUUAAAUAUUAUAAGUAUUAAUAUUGGAUUUUAUAAUAUCUCCUUUAAACCUUAACGAAUAACCUAUCAUCUCUAUUCUAUUUGGCAAAGAUGUUAUUGAAACAAUAUGUAAAAUUUAUAUGUUUGCGUCAAUCAAGAUGGAUUACAUGCCUCAAAAACAAUUCUAUCGGGCAGUUAGACUAUUUAAAGUCUAUUGUUGAUAGUGACAAAAUAGAUUGGUCUCAAGUGAAAAGUCAUAUACUGAAAAUACGUGGUAAUUAUAAUGAGAAAAGUGUGGAUGCAUUCAUGUUGAAGUUCAUGGUAAAUCACCAAAAGUUUGAUGCAGCCAUUACAUUUGCUGAGUACAUAAAAGCAGAAAAUAAAGUAUUAUCUAUUGGUGCUAUAAAUGCCCUACUUCAUCUUUACUCUGCUUAUGGAGCUAAGUUCCCACUACCAGAUAACGAUAAGAAGUUCAUAUUAGAUAUUUAUAAUCAUUUGUAUGAUAAAUAUGAAGCUCUGGAUUAUACGACAAGUGAGAACUUGCUCCAUGCACUAUGUGUUAUAGAUGAGUGGAAGAAAGCUACAAAAGUUAUAGAAGAUAUAAAACUUAGUGGAACACCAUCACAUUCUGCCUACAGUACACUAAUAAGUACAAUAUUUAGAUGUAAUAAAAAAGUAGAUGCACUUAAGUUAAUUGAUGAAAGUGUGAAUAACAAAAGGCCACUUUUAGAUAAAGCAUAUGAUGAAUGGAUAAAAUAUGUUUUUAGGAAAUAUAAGGAUAAAAAAACAAUUAUAAAGUAUUUGGAUGAGAUAUGUACUCACAUUGCUGACAGCUGUUCCCCGGUUACUGAAGUCACAAUAAAUAAAAUUAAGGAAUCCUAUACAUUAUUAGAAUGGAAUGCAAAAUAUACUGAAAUUUUAAGGAAGAAUGGUGAAUGCAUGAAUUGUCAUCAACUCCUAAGCAGACUAAAACUUUCAAAUGAAGAAUUUGAAUCACUCCAACAUAAUGUAAAAGAAAAAUUGAUAGUUGGGUCUGAUUUAUUCUUGAAAUCAACACCUGACGAACUGGAAACGUUUUUAAAGUUUGUAGAAAAAACUGCCCCUUAUGAUGUUGUAUUGGAUGCAUUGAACAUAGCCUAUGUUGCGAAAACAACAUUUAAGGACAAAUUGUAUUUGUUAUCAUAUGCAGUUGAUUACUUUGCAGAAAGAGAACUGAAAAUUUUGGUUUUGGGUAGGAAACAUAUGUUGAAAUGGGGACAGCAGUCAUGGCGAUCUAUAUCCAAAAAAUCAUUUACAUUCUUUACCGACAACCUAACUCAGGAUGAUCCUUACUUCAUAACUGCAGCAAUAUUAAGUGGUUCUCACACAGAUUUCGUAUCACGUGAUUUAUUGAGAGGCCAUCGUUUUGUAUUGAAACAAGAUAAAUUAAGAAAUAUAUUUCAACGAUGGCAAUGGCAACAUCAGUGGAAAUUGUUUAGCACAAGAAGAGGACUGAAAAUCCAGUCGCCGCUUAAGUUUACACCUUGCGCUCAAAAGAAUAAUGGUGUAUGGCACAUACCGUAUGAGGCUGCGAAUGCGUCUGCUGAAGGUAAAGUCAACGAUGGAGUGCCGGAUUGUGCUACAUGGUUGUGUAUGCAACCUAAUUCUAAAUUAAAAUCAUAAUUGAA